AUGUUGUUAUUAAAAUUAAAUAAAAUAUAUUUAUUUAUUAAUUAUUUAAUUAUUCAAUUUUUGUUUUUUGUUUCAUCAGAUAUAAAUACUCCUCCAGAAUUGGAAUGUUUGGUAAAUGGAAUGAGACUUCAUUUUAUUCCAGAAGGAGGGGAAGGAGAAUCUUCUUCUUCAUUACCUUUUAGUGGACAUGUUUAUUUAAGAGGAUUUUUCUUUUCAAGUCAUUGCCAUGUUGAUUAUAGUAAACAACCAAUUAAUCAACCUUUCUAUUUACAUAUUCCAUAUAAAAGUGAUUGCCAAAUUAAAAGAGAAAGAAAAUUAUUAUUAAAUAAUACUCGAGAGAGAGAAGAAGUAGAAAAUAAUUCUGGAAUUACUUAUAGUACUGUUGUAAUUGUUCAACAUCACCAUCUUUUUGUAACUAAUCGAGACAGAGCAUAUAGUGUUACUUGUUUUUAUAGAGAUUUAUUUAGAGAACUUGAAAGGAAAUUAGAUAUAAAUGAUAUUUCCUCUUCAAAAAUUUCUUCUCAAGCAGACGCCCCUUUAUGUCAAUAUGAAGUACUUAGAUUAUUAAAUGGAAGUAAUGAAUCUUUAAAUAAAGAAGAAUCUGUUCGGUUUGCAAAUAUUGGAGAACAAUUAACACAUAAAUGGAGUUGUGAAAGUGAAGAAUUAGGUAUGUUAGUCCAUUCCUGUACUGUUAGAGACGGAAAUGGACAUAGUUUUCAAUUAAUAGACCAACGUGGUUGUGUAACAGAUAAUUCAUUAAUGCCCCCAUUAAUUUAUUCUUCUCAAUUAAAUUCUUCUUUUACUUUAAUUAAUGCUUUUAAAUUUGCUGAUCAAAUGUCUAUAUUCUUUCGUUGCCAAAUAACUUUGUGUGAUAAAAGGCAAAAUGGAUGUGAAGGAAUUACUCCUCCUUCUUGUCAAUUUAUUCCUUUACCUUCAAAUGGAGGCCCUCCUCUUCCAAUUAUUCAAUCUUCUCGUGAUACUCAACAAAACCAAAAUAUUUUAAUUAAAUAUAAAAAUCAACAAAAUAGAGAAAAUAACAAAAUAUUACCAUUAAUUAAAUGUUGUAAAUUAAAUGAAGAAAAUGGGUUAUGGAUUCCUUUAAUUAAUAUUGGAAAUGGAAGGAAAGAAAGGAAUAAAAGAAAUUUAGAAACUGAAAAUAAAAGCGAAAAUAAUAAACAGAAAAUUGGUUGGUUUUGAGGGGAUAAAACAAGAAUAUUAAGGAUAACUAAAACAUCAAAAGCUAAGGGACUCAAAAUAUUUUGUGGGC
Molecule: messenger RNA, 1267 nt
Organism: Meloidogyne enterolobii
Lineage: Eukaryota; Metazoa; Nematoda; Chromadorea; Rhabditida; Meloidogynidae
Source: the annotation of a GenBank genome assembly